AUGCUUUACCCGACGAACAGGCAAAUGUCCGAAAAGUUUCACAAGGACUCCGGCGCUCUGAUCAACAUCGGCCUUAACGAGAUGCAGAUUGCCCCUAUUGAGGGGCUUUCUCAGCACAAACAGAAGGACUUCCCGCCUUCGCCGACAUUCAACCUUUUGAACGGAUGUCGCGGUACGGUGUAUGAGGAGGGUAGCAACGUCACCACUCUUCAGCCUGGCAAGAAAUUCGAUGUCAAAUGGACGAUUCAGGCACCUCACCCAGGCUUCAUGAAGCUUAGUAUCCUCAAGCCGAGCGAGGACUCCAAUGCCGUUCGCUGA
Molecule: messenger RNA, 318 nt
Organism: Phytophthora infestans T30-4
Lineage: Eukaryota; Oomycota; Peronosporomycetes; Peronosporales; Peronosporaceae
Exons: 2
Coding region: 1-318 (105 amino acids)
Source: RefSeq, a predicted model, not a curated record